Oldenlandia corymbosa var. corymbosa is the source of this 1232-nucleotide messenger RNA. Lineage: Eukaryota; Viridiplantae; Streptophyta; Magnoliopsida; Gentianales; Rubiaceae. The record is from the annotation of a GenBank genome assembly.
UCUUGACUAAAAAUAUGCUUUGCGUAUGUUUUUAUUUUACUUUCAAAUAUUGAGAUCCGUAAUUUAACCGGCUAGUAACGACCGACUCUUCGAAGCGCAGGCCAGGGGUAAUCCAAAGUCCAAACCGGGUUUCGACCGGAUUCUCGCGAGGGACUCAGUUAGUUUCCAGUUUACACUCUUUACAGUUUACAGUUGCGUCCCUCUUAUUCUUUCAGAACUUCGACGUCGGGCGUCGCCGCCGCCAACGCUAUAUCGGAGCUCACCGCCGGUCUACAUCUUCCUAAUUUGAGACCCUCUUGCUUACAGAAUCAUUCCCAGACGCCGAUAUACUUCUUUGCAUUUUUCAAUCUCCACCGAAUCCAGCUUCUGUAAUAAGAAAUGGUUAUCCCUCCGGUUAGGCCUGAAAGAGUAACCAAAUUUCUGAAACCAUAUGUGUUAAAGAUGCAAUUCACAAACAAGUUCGUGUCAGCCCAAGUAAUCCACACGCCAACUGCAACAGUAGCAUCCUCUGCAAGUUCCCAGGAGAAGGUACUGCGGUUAAGCAUGGAAAAAGCAAAAGAAAGCACCGGGGAUGUGGCUGCGGCUGCCAAGAUUGGGAAGAUAUUGGGCGAGCGACUACUCCUGAACAAUAUCCCUGCUGUAUCAGUCUUCCUCAAGAGAGAACAGAGAUAUCAUGGCAAGGUUAGAGCAGUUAUAGAUUCAGUUAGAGAAGCCGGCGUCAAGUUGAUUUGAACUUAGAAUAAUCGAAUCCAACGUCACUUAGAAAAAUCCGGUGUUUACAGGUCAAUCUGGAUUUGUAAACUUGUGUACAAGAUGAAUAAAUUUUCAACAUAUCUUGUUUGCAUUUUGUCUGAAGUAUGACAUUGAUCUAUGCACUUUUGGGCUUUUGGAUAACUUUUGACAUAAAAGUAACAAAUUGGUCGUUUUCGUUACCCGUGGCUCACGAGAUGGUAGUUCACUAGUUCAGCUGUGAUUCUUUGAAUUAGGAAUUAGUAUCCAAAUAGAUAAGGAAGGUCCAGAUUUUGCUAUUUUAUCUAUUAUAUUCUUAAUAUUGUGGCUUAACCUAUCAGGAAGGUUGAAGCUCUUAUAAAGGCAUGAAAUCAUGCAGCAUGGACUUUUAACAACUUGGUAGGGCAAUCACAGUGACCCACAGAUAUGUCUUGUAUGAUUUGGAUUUUGGAAGGUGGGAUGGGUUGGUAACUGUCCCUUUUUGGCAAAGGGGGCUUUAGGAG